Molecule: messenger RNA, 2621 nt
Organism: Panicum virgatum (switchgrass)
Lineage: Eukaryota; Viridiplantae; Streptophyta; Magnoliopsida; Poales; Poaceae
Product: pentatricopeptide repeat-containing protein At1g20230-like
Exons: 1
Coding region: 204-2204 (666 amino acids)
Biological process (GO): RNA modification
Molecular function (GO): RNA binding; protein binding; zinc ion binding
Source: RefSeq, a predicted model, not a curated record
CUCACUACUCGCCCAGCGCGGCAGCCGCGCAGCACAGCACUCCGCGCCCCUCCGCCCUUGCCUCGCCGGCCGCGUCCUGGACUCCCAUGUCCCAGCCCGGUCAGCCGCGCGCCCCGCAUGGCCUAGGACGCCCGCCGUGCUCGAGUACCCCGGCCGCCGCUGAGUAGCGCCGACGCCGAGAGGGUAAGGAGCCCGCAAUCCGAAUGCAACUAAACAUCGCGCUGUUCCUCCGCCACGUCUCCUUCCCUCCGGACCCGCACCUCCUCCCCACCGCGCUCAAGUCAUGCCCGGCGCUGCGGCUCGCCCGCGCGCUCCACGCCGCCGCCGUGGCCGCGGGCGUCGCGCAGGACCCGUUCGUCUCCUCCUCGCUCCUCCACACCUACCUCCGCUUCGGCGCCACCGCCGACGCCCGCUCCGUGUUCGACGGAAUGCCGCAGAAGACCGUCGUCGGCUGGAGCGCGCUCGUCGCGGCGCACGCGGCGCGCGGGGACGCCGAGGGCACGUGGCGUCUCGUCGACGAGAUGAGGCGGGGGACCGCUGGCGGCGGCGCGGAGCCGAACGUCAUCACCUGGAACGGGCUUGUGUCCGGGUUCAACCGGAGCGGGCGCGCGCGCGACGCGGUUCUGGCGCUGGCGCGGAUGCACGGAGAAGGGAUCCUGCGGCCCGACUCCACGGGCGUUUCGUGCGCGCUCUCCGCCAUCGGGGACCUGGGAACAGAGGCCAUUGCUGUCGGCGAGCAGCUGCAUGGGUACGCGGUGAAGGCGGGGUGCAGGUUGGAUGCCUGCGUGGUCACCGCGCUCAUCGACAUGUACGGCAAGUGCGGACGUGCUGAUGAGAUUGUUCGGGUGUUCGAUGAGUCCUGCCAUAUGGAUGUUGCUUCCUGCAACGCUCUCGUCGCUGGGCUAUCUCGAAACUCGCAGGUCUCAGAGGCACUAAGGUUGUUCAGGGAGUUUGUUGCCCGAGGAGUAGAGCUGAAUGUGGUGUCCUGGACAUCGAUUGUUGCUUGCUGUGCGCAGAAUGGGAGGGAUUUGGAGGCUGUGGACCUUUUCAGGGAGAUGCAGGCACAAGGGAUUGAGCCGAACUCUGUCACCAUACCUUGCGUGCUGCCAGCGUUUGCCAAUGUUGCAGCUCUGAUGCAUGGGCGUUCAGCACACUGUUUUGUUCUUAGGAAGGGCUUUUUUCAUGACAUUUAUGUGGGAAGUGCUUUGGUGGACAUGUAUGCAAAGUGUGGCAGGGUCAGAGAUGGGAGGAAAAUCUUUGAUGCAAUGCCAUCCAGGAAUGUGGUGUCAUGGAAUGCAAUGAUUGGUGGCUAUGCUAUGCAUGGGGAAGCUGCAAGCGCUGUUCAGUUGUUUCAGUCCAUGCUGAAAUGCAAACAGAAGCCUGACAUGGUCACCUUCACCUGUGUUCUUGCUGCCUGCAGCCAAGCUGGCCUGACAGAGGAGGGGCGCCACUACUUUAAUGAAAUGCAGAAAGAGCAUGGCAUUUCCCCUAGGAUGGAGCAUUAUGCAUGUAUGGCUACUCUUCUAGGGCGGGCGGGAAAGCUUGAUGAGGCAUAUGAUCUCAUAAGUGAGAUGCCAUUUGAGCCAGAUGGUUGCAUCUGGGGCUCAUUAUUGGGCUCCUGCCGCGUUUAUGGGAAUGUGGAUCUGGCCGAGGUUGCAGCGGAAAAGCUCUUCUGUCUAGAGCCACAAAAUGCUGGUAAUUAUGUCCUGCUUUCCAACAUUUAUGCUUCUAAGAAAAUGUGGGAGGGGGUUAAUAGGGUGAGAGAGAUGAUGAGGGAUGUGGGCUUGAAGAAGGAAAAGGGUUGUAGCUGGAUAGAGAUCAAGAACAAAGUGCACAUGCUGUUAGCCGGUGACGACUCACACCCUAUGAUGGCUGCAAUAACUGAGAAGCUAAAGCAGCUUAAUAUUGAAAUGAGGAGUCUGGGCUUUGUGCCAAGCACAGAUUUUGUCCUACAUGAUGUGGAGGAGCAAGAAAAAGAUGAUAUUCUUGCUGUCCACAGUGAGAAGCUAGCUGUUGCACUGGGUCUCAUAAGCACGAGCCCAGGAACACCCCUUCGGGUGAUCAAGAACCUCCGAAUUUGCGAUGACUGCCAUGAAGCAAUGAAGUUUAUAUCAAGUUUUGAGGGGAGGGAAUUAUCUAUUAGAGAUACCAACAGGUUCCAUCACUUUAGGGAUGGAAAGUGUUCCUGUGGAGACUAUUGGUGAUCUUUGUUGUGCUUCCCUGCAAUACAAUAUGCAUAACAACCUGAGGAUGAUGGCUAUGAGAGCAGAGCAUGCAUAUCAACAAGGUAAUUGUUUAACAAAUGUACUACAACUUUCAUAUGAAAGGAAGAAACUAAUACAAUAUCAUGACUAAUGCAUUUUAGAAUUUAGAAUUUAUCUAUCUCACAUCUUGAUCCUAACCAGGCAAUUGUGUAGUGUCUUGAGCUGACAAUUUUAGAAUUUAUCUAUCUCACAUCUUGAUCCUAACCAAUCUUAGUUUUGCUAUGUUGUUCUGUAUUCAUGGAACUACGCACAUACAGUGCCUGAGUUCUUUAGUUAACAGUUUGUGUAAAAAACUGAAUUUCAAAAUACAUUAUGUAAAGCUUAAACUUGGAAUAUCAUAACCAAAAAUCACUAUUA